Molecule: messenger RNA, 680 nt
Organism: Desarmillaria tabescens
Lineage: Eukaryota; Fungi; Basidiomycota; Agaricomycetes; Agaricales; Physalacriaceae
Exons: 3
Coding region: 174-386 (70 amino acids)
Cellular component (GO): membrane
Source: RefSeq, a predicted model, not a curated record
CAACUUUUUCCCGAGUGGGGUAACUUUGAUCGCGGUGGCCAAAUGUGGGGUACACAUACUCCGACCGGCAUACCCACGGAUGUAAGACGCCUGACGCGUGGAAACGUAGUUCUUAUUCCUUUGCUACCGCCAUCACUUCGUCUUUACUGGGCCGUAUCUUUAUUUCUGAAGACAUGUCUGCUUACCCCGCACUUGUCAUGGGAUCCCUCUGUGUCUUUGGAGGCGUAACCGGGUUCGCGAGGACACGUUCAGUACCGUCAAUAGUCGCCGGCGUCAGUGUUGGCGCUCUAUACCUGUGGUCGGCGGACAGCAUCCGCAAAGGGACACCCAAUGGCUUGGAAGGCGCACUAGGUCAGGCUCUGCACGCCAACUAUAGAAUUCGCUGAUCACCUUCUCAGGCGCAUCUGCACUUCUCCUUCUGUCUUCUCUACCAGCGAGUUGCCAAAGGACCCGUGCCUGCCAUCUUGACCGUUACCUCUGCCUUGGCCGGAACUUGUAAGUUUCAUCUGCGAUCCGCAGGACUCUUCUUCGUUUCUCAAUUCCUGUCCCAGACUAUGGAAGAGUCGUGUACAAUCUGAGGCAGUAAUUAUGAAUCAAGUCUAUCAGCUGACACCAACUCGCAUUCAGGUCUCAGUUGUAUUAGCACUUUUGAACGAAUAUGCAUUUGCCUUGUUCGUUCA